AUGGCGAACGAGGAGCAAAAUAACAAUUUGUCAGAGUCUGUCCUACUGUCGCUAGGUCAACCAACCAAGUGGAUAACGUCAGAAGCAAACAGGAUUCCCGACAAGCAGUUUCUUGAUGAUUUCACGCAAAGGUUGCUUCGCAGUGAAGAAGCGAGGGGAGUUGUUGACCAAUCUCAGCUAAGCUUCAAUCUGCGCGGCAUCGAAGGCAGCUGGCCAAACAAACCCGGCAGCGAUGAAUCAUUUCACACACAGCCGGAGAGCCCAUCUGCCACUCCAUACCCGCAGUCAGUGCUCAGCAGCUCAGAUGCCUGUACUCUCAAUCUGGAAGCCGAGCUAGACCAAUUACGCCCAACGUUUCCUUCCACACUUCAAAGCUACAUCUACCUGGAUCGGCUUGACGUACACACGCUCUGGGGUUCUAACACCGCUACACCACCAUAUCUUGACGUCGCUCUCGCAGGCCUGACCUGUCUCAUGUCCGAGGACAAAAAUGACUCUCGAGGCCACUCUUUGUUUAUGACUGCGGUGAGGUUGUUCAUUGUGACGCUUGAAUUGGACAACCGAGAGGCACGCAGAGUUGAGGGAGCACUGGCUGCAGUGCUGCUAGCGGUUUAUGGGCUGUUAACCGGCCCUCCAUCAGAGUGGAGAGUUACCACGAACAUGUUGGCCUUCUUCACGGCGGUUACGAGACGAUUGGCGCCUGCAAUUCCUGUUAUUCCGAGCGGCUUCUUCAAGACUGCCACAAGUCACUACUCCAUACUUCUCCGUUUUGGAUUUCUGGUCGACACUGUAGCGGCACUUCAUUUUAACCUACCACCGGGUCUUUCAAGCAAUGACCUAAAGGUUCCCAUGCUCUCAUCAAAUCACAGUUUUAGAACAGUCUAUGACGGGCUAUUCACCAGCGCGACUCUGCCGGAAGAUGUACAUAGCCCAGAAGAUGGACUUCUCUUGCUAACGGCCAUACUCUCGGACACCUUAUUUAUACAGAGAAACUUAGCCUCCAUCACUGUCUCUGAGAACUCUAGCAGCCACCGACAUGCUGAAAUGCCGCGAAAAUCCAACCCCUAUGCCACUCUCUCGCCCGACGGUGAAUAUCAUCGUCAAAAAUUGGCAUUGCUAUAUGCUCUGGAUCGAUGGCACGAACAUUUCGGCGAGCUGAUGUCGUCCAACAUCUUGGCCUACUAUUUCUUCUGCAGGGUUUGCCUAUUUUACCCGCACUUGGGGCGUCUUGCUGAGUCUGCCGGAUAUACUCCGCAGGUCGAAGGCGCAUGGCGCUUUCGAACUGAGGAUAAUAUGGAGAGAAGUGAAGACAAGGAUUUACCUAUUACAGAAGAAGCCCUAGAUGCAGCUUGGAGGGUGCUUGACCACGUGAAUGUGCGCACGCAGAAGGACAAAUGCUCAAUCUGGUUCCCCAUCGUCGUCUUCUACUCUGCUCUGAUAAUCUAUUGA
This is a messenger RNA of Trichoderma breve, 1449 nucleotides long. RefSeq lists its product as uncharacterized. The coding region runs from base 1 to 1449 and encodes 482 amino acids. Lineage: Eukaryota; Fungi; Ascomycota; Sordariomycetes; Hypocreales; Hypocreaceae. The transcript has 6 exons. The record is from RefSeq and is a predicted model, not a curated record.